Messenger RNA from Cetraspora pellucida, 1050 nucleotides. The record is from the annotation of a GenBank genome assembly. Lineage: Eukaryota; Fungi; Glomeromycota; Glomeromycetes; Diversisporales; Gigasporaceae.
AAAUCUGCUGAAUGUAAUACAAAGGACAUUAAAUUUAAAGACACUGAUUGGACACUAGACGGAGAAAAGGCAAUUCUUGAUGCAAACAAAGUAGAUAAAUCGGUUGUUGUUGAGAUUAUACGUAUUUCCGAUUUUAUCCGCAAUCCAAUUUUCUUUAUCAAUGAUGAUUUCCCCGGUGAACUUAAACAAGGUGGUCUUGGUGAUUGUUGGUUCCUUGCAGCUCUUGCUGCAAUUGAAGACUUUCCUCGUGUUAUCAAAUCAAUUGCUGUUGCACGUGACGAAAUAAAUGGGAUCUAUGGGUUCGUAUUCUUCAUAAAAAACAACUGGGUUGGUACUAUAGUGGAUGACUAUGUGUUUGUCAAACAAAAUGGUCAUUAUUAUUUUAGUGAAUGUACUUGUCGACGUGAGACUUGGGCUUCACUUCUUGAAAAGGCUUAUGCCAAGGUUUAUGGUGGCUAUGAAAAGCUUAAAGGGGGGCAUGUGGGAGAAGCAUUUGAGAAUUUGAGUGGCCAAACAAGGGUAGUCUAUAAUUGCUCCGAUAUAUUAACCAGUCAAACUAAAAAGGAUGCUCUUUGGGAAAGUCUUUUAGGUAGAAUGAAUCAUCAUAUUGGGUUUGGCUGCGAAACUUAUCCAAAGCCAUCCAAUGGCGUAAAUAAAGGCCCUGAUGGUUUAAUAUUAGGUCAUGUCUACAGCGUUAUUCGUGCUGUUAGAUUCAAACCAUCUAAUGCACUUAAUGUUCAAUUGGUCGAAGUUCGUAAUCCAUGGGCUCAUGCUGAAUUCACACUUUCAUGGAAUGAUAAAGAUACAAUAAGCUGGAAGCCAGGUUAUGCAACAAAACUACAACAUUCACUUGAUGAUGAUGGUUCUUUCUUCAUGACGUAUGAUGACUUUUUGACUCACUUUAAACGUAUUGAAUCAUGCGCUUUUCAAUUUGCUGGUGAAUGUUAUGAGGUUUUUUCGGAUCCACUAGAUUUUCCUGACAGAAAGCAAACUAUAACACAUGAUAAACUGCCUCCUGUGGUAUAUAUAUAUCAUAGUUUCACGGGCUAA